AUGGAGGAAGAUCGUCUUUUCGAUGAAAGAAUUUCUAUUAGAGAAUCUGCUCGACCAUUAAAAAAAUACGGCAGUACGUGUAAUCAUAUAAAAAGGCAUGAAGAAUAUAUAAAACAUGUAAUGGCUAAAGGUGACACACUGCAAGGAAUUGCUUUGAAAUACGGUGUAACAAUGGAGAAGAUAAGACGAGCAAAUCGUUUGUUCGCAUCGGAUAGCUUGUUUUUACGAGAGUAUCUUUUGAUUCCUGUAACCAAGGAAUCUCCGUUUUACGAGAAUGGAGAAAGAGUGACAGAGGUAGCAUCUUCGAAUCACCGUGCAUCAAUCGCGGGAAUGCCUACACGAGAUUUCUCUCCUGGCAGUCCAGAUGAAAAAGAAUCCUUUGACAACUUCCUGAAUAGGCUUGACUCUUCAAUUGCAACUAUAAAAAAACAUGUUGAAAAAACGAAGGAGAACAGCGAAUUCGUAGAUUUCGAAGACGACUUUGUGCGACAUCGUCCAACCGCUCGGCUGCGGCAAUCGGCAUCUAUGGGUGCUUCUACGUCGUAUAAUGAAGUAAUACCGCCGCCAUUGCCGCCUCCCCCUGGGCUAACGCACGGCCGACGUGUGGAUACCUCACUGAAACGGCUCGAAAGGGCACACGACGACCUCUUUCAGUUGUAG
Messenger RNA from Pieris macdunnoughi, 660 nucleotides. Lineage: Eukaryota; Metazoa; Arthropoda; Insecta; Lepidoptera; Pieridae. The record is from the annotation of a GenBank genome assembly.